This is a messenger RNA of Trichobilharzia szidati, 228 nucleotides long. NCBI's taxonomy places the organism in Eukaryota, Metazoa, Platyhelminthes, Trematoda, Strigeidida, Schistosomatidae. The record is from the annotation of a GenBank genome assembly.
AUGGAGUUGUAUAUUCGAAGAAUAAACACAAAGAUGGCAUUUUACUUUAAUAGCUGUUACGCACCAUUCUGGUUCAUUGGCACGCUGAUAACUCUCAUUAUAGAAUUUGAAUAUUUGGAUCCUAUAUACAAGGUGAUCAACACAGCUGUGUUUGCAUUAUAUUCCGUUUUGGAAGGCCUUAGACUCUAUCUUGGCUAUGCCGGCAAUCUGAUGGAGAUGGUAUUUUGA